UGAUUCCGGGGGGAGGGGGAGAGAAGAGCCACCUUGGAGGGCGGCGGGGAGACCCGAAGCCUCCUGUAGCCACGCCCCUUUCACCUUCGGACAUCUCCGUCAUUUAGAACGCUGGACUCGCCCAUUCGAACCUGGGGGGGGGGGUUUCAUUGAUUGGUUGGUUCGUUCCUGUGACUCCCCUUGCCUUCACUUUUUGAUGCCCCGUCACUGCUCUGCGACUGGCUGCUGCACCCGUGACACACCUGAGACACGCAACCGAGGCAUUUCCUUUCAUCGACUGCCAAAGGACAAUCCCCGACGAGCAACAUGGUUGGAAAACUGUCGGAGAAAGGACAUGAGUGGCCAAGGUCUUUGGGACCCUGCCUCUAAGUAUGUUUACUUUUGCUCCAAGCACUUUGAGAAGAGUUGCUUCGAACUGGUGGGCACCAGUGGUUACCAUCGGCUCAAGGAGGGUGCUGUUCCAACUAUAUUUGAAUUCCAUGGCAAGCCGCACCAAAAAUCAAAGCUAGGCAACUCCAAACUGGCAAAACUAAAGCAGAAGCAAAGCUGUAAUCCUUGUUCAGAGGAGUCACCUCCAUUGUGCAUGGAUAUCUCAUGCUUCCCAGCACAAGAGCUACCAAGUCCUGGAGCUGCUCCCACUAGUGGUGAGCCUCGAAGCCAGCCCAUCCUUCCUGGGCCAGAAGCAGAACCCUUGGCCACUCUGUCAGACAUUCACCAAGAACAGUCUCCAGCUGCUACAGCCCAAGAAGAAGCAUCUCCGUCUCCAGCUCUCCCUGAAACUGUGGGUGAUCCAUCCCAUCCUGUGUCUCUCUCCCUAUACAUGCUGCGCCUCCCUCCUCCUGCUGGUGCCUACAUCCAGAAUGAGCACAGUUACCAGGUGGGUAGUGCCUUGCUGUGGAAACGACGGGCAGAAGCUGCACUCAGUGCUUUGGGGAAAGCACAGCGGCAAUUGCAAGCCUGUCGGCGCCGGGAACAGCGACUCCGCCUGCGGAUCUGUGAGCUACAGCGUGAACGACAGCCACACAGUGCUGAUGCGCAUCGACGACUUAAGGAGCAUCUGCAGGUCUUCGAACUACAGCUACUCAAUGACCUUGAGUGACUUUGGGAUGGGCCAAACCUGACAUUUCCCUGAUUGGCUCAGUUAUGGCUUUGGCUAUAGGAGACCUCCAUUGGCCAAGCUAUGUGUCAGAGCUUGAAGCUGUAUGAACUAAUGGGUCAUUUGACACUUGCUUCCUUCCCUUGACCACUCAUGUUUACUCUGUAUCUGUAAAUAAAGAUUGUUUUGUAUGAGUGGGAUAGUGUCCCAACUCAACUGAAA
This is a messenger RNA of Sceloporus undulatus (fence lizard), 1318 nucleotides long. It is a transcript of the gene THAP7, whose product is annotated as THAP domain containing 7. Bases 197 to 1099 code for a protein of 300 amino acids. Gene Ontology annotation, biological process: regulation of DNA-templated transcription. The record is from RefSeq and is a predicted model, not a curated record. NCBI's taxonomy places the organism in Eukaryota, Metazoa, Chordata, Lepidosauria, Squamata, Phrynosomatidae. Gene Ontology annotation, cellular component: nucleus. The transcript has 5 exons.